Endocarpon pusillum Z07020 is the source of this 246-nucleotide messenger RNA. RefSeq lists its product as uncharacterized. The record is from RefSeq and is a predicted model, not a curated record. The transcript has a single exon. NCBI's taxonomy places the organism in Eukaryota, Fungi, Ascomycota, Eurotiomycetes, Verrucariales, Verrucariaceae. The coding region runs from base 1 to 246 and encodes 81 amino acids.
AUGGGACAGGUGCCGACGGUGCAUGCCUGGGGCAGGAGUGAUCACGUGAGGCAGGGCUCCAAGGAGCUGGCGGAUGUGUGUGACGGUGCGGAUACCUUGGUCAUGGAUUUCGAGGGCGGCCAUCAUCUGCCCCUGACGGAUGGCGAGGCGGACGAGCUCUGUGGCUUGAUUGUUGACGCGUGGCAUGCCGGGGGUGGCAAGGAUCAGAAGGGCUUGGUCAAUAGAUUAGGGGUCAGGGUUGAGUAG